Penicillium taxi is the source of this 1431-nucleotide messenger RNA. RefSeq names its product phosphatidylinositol-specific phospholipase C. Gene Ontology annotation, molecular function: phosphoric diester hydrolase activity. Lineage: Eukaryota; Fungi; Ascomycota; Eurotiomycetes; Eurotiales; Aspergillaceae. The record is from RefSeq and is a predicted model, not a curated record. Gene Ontology annotation, biological process: lipid metabolic process. The transcript has a single exon. Bases 1 to 1431 code for a protein of 476 amino acids.
AUGGUCGCUGAAAAACUGACGAUCCGCAAUAACACCGACAAGCCCUUCAUCUUAAAGCGCAUCGAACGCUUCGAGAAGCACAAGAGCGUAACCUCGUUGACCCAAAACAUAACAAACAUCACCUCAAACUUCACGCGCAUCCUGUCUAACUCGACUCGAACCAAUGAAUCCCUCGCUGUUAUUACAGAGGACUCCCGUCCUGUCGAGGACCAGAAUGACAUCGAUCUCCGCAUUGAACCCUUCGCCAUUCAGCGCACCGAGAUACGCGCCUUCAAGAGCUCUGAUACCGAGCGGAUGCGUAUUACAUUCAAAGUUGAGGGCGAAGAGCAUCAAGUCCAAGUUCCUGUACCUACUACUGAAUCGGCGACUAUGAAGGCCUUAACUGCGAACCCGAUGUCCAAUUUCACGGGCAUUUACAUCACUCCCGAGUCGUACCUGACGAUCUUUUCGUCCGCUCAUCUGAAUUCAUGGAUGGGCGAACUUCGUGAUGAUACUCUGCUCUCGGCACUUUCUAUUCCAGGCACACACAACUCGCCAACCUGCCACAUCGCCGCUCCUUCCGUGCGUUGCCAGGCGGUCAGCCCGCGCGAGCAAUUAAAGAACGGCGUGCGAUUCUUCGAUAUUCGUGUUCAGCCGGUAUAUCCAGAUGAUGCGGCCAAGGAUGAAAUGGCCCUGGUGCAUAGUGUCUUCUCCGUCUCGUUAUCUGGCAGUAAAUAUUUUCGCGACUUGGUCCAUGACAUUCAGGAAUUCCUCGACCAGAACCCGUCUGAGACGCUGAUUAUGUCAGUGAAGCGCGAGGGAACAGGCAAUGCCACAGAUGAGCAGCUUUCUCGAAUCCUGGCCCAGCACUACGCUAAUGAUCGCUGGUGGGUACGACCCAAGAUCCCCACACUGGGUGAAGCCCGCGGCAAAGUUGUUCUCAUCCGUCGGUUCGGCCUGAACGAAGCUCUUCAGAAGGAACACGGUGGGACUGGUUGGGGCAUUGAUGCUGCAUCUUGGGAGGAUAACACACCUAAUGCUACUUGCCCCAGUGGCGAGAUCUGUAUCCAGGAUUUCUAUGAAGUCCAGGAGAGUACUAAUAUCGAGAAGAAGAUCGGGUUCGUGAGGGAUCAUAUCGAUCUUGCCUGCAGGGCGCAUUAUCCGUUCGGUGUUCAGGCUAAUGCGCAGGAGACCAAGAAGUAUCCAUUUUAUAUCAACUUCUUGAGUGCUAGCAACUUCUGGAGUCCGAAUACUUGGCCUGAGAAGAUUGCGGCUAAGGUCAACCCUGCUGCCGUUGAGUAUAUAUGCCGUCGUCACAGGGAUGACGAUGGCGAUUGCUCGACGGGUAUCCUUGUCACUGAUUGGGUUGGCUUGAAUGGAGACUGGGAUCUAGUCCGCUGCAUUGUUGGCAUGAAUGCGAAAUUGCGCAUGAGAGAACUAGCCUCGGCUUAG